Marchantia polymorpha subsp. ruderalis is the source of this 4386-nucleotide messenger RNA. The record is from the annotation of a GenBank genome assembly. Lineage: Eukaryota; Viridiplantae; Streptophyta; Marchantiopsida; Marchantiales; Marchantiaceae.
AAAGAGAGGGAGGGACAGCAGGGAGGAGGGAGGAAGGUGGUAAGGUAAGGGUCGGGAAGGCGGCCCGGGAAUAGCAAUUGGCGACGGAUUUUGUCUGUUGGUUUCUUGAAGAAUUUGAUCAGGUUGGUUGAGAGGGCGGCGACUGAGUGCGACCGAGCGGCGCAGGAGCAAGGCAGCAGAGAGGAUUCGGAGGUUUGGCAGAACGAUUAUUGUGGAUCAUGCGAGCGGACAGGUUAGGCCCUCGUCGAUGUCGAGAGUUGGCUGCUUUAGAGGAAGGCUGGGAGGGAGGGACAUGUUUAGGUCUGAAUAUAGUUUGGAAGUGGAGGUGACGAGUUUCCCUGAAGAUUCUGAGUUCCCAUCCCCUGGCAGAUGUUGUCCUUGGUUACGGGAUAAUCUCGGUUUCCCAGUCGUAUCGUGUCCCCUUAUCAUGGUCUACGUCGGUCACGAAUUCUGACAGGCGAAUCUUGCUUUAUUGAGUGUGGGGUGGACGAUGGAGCGGAUUAGGUUGGAUUCGGUAGAUUUGAUGGGCGUUUGACUGCGAAUUGCAAACACGCUGCGCCUGAUCUGUGACUCCCCUCCCAUGAGAGCCUAGAAGCCAUGUCAGGUCCUUGGUUGCCCCCCCGUUCCCGGAGUAGAUGCCCACGGUGCGCGAAUCCUCCCCCGCCGAAGAAAAAUGGACCGCUGAGUGCCUGUGAGGUUCGUAAGGGCUGUUGUUCCUGCUCGUGAUGUGUUGAAAGUCGUCGCGGGCUUGGCUCCAGAGACAAAUUGGAAUUGAAUCUUGUGUGUCUGGUGUAUGUGGCUUGUGCAUCAAGUGGCGUUCGGAACAACAGCAUCUGAAGAGAUGACCUUGAAGUGAAAUAGGCAGCAGGGUUUUGAGUCGGACCUCGGGCAAGAUGAUAGGCGGUGGGGUGUUCUGGGAAGAGAACAUGGUGUCGGCUGCGUCUCGCGAGUUUUUGUCGCUGCGCCGCGAGAACGGCGACUCGUUCGGGCCCUUCGGCGGCUCGCGAGCUGCGCACUCGGCCGCCGCUGCGGCCACCCAAGACGCUCUAAGCAAGUUCAAGGGCUCGGAUCCCCCGUACAGGUGCCCAUCGGCCGACAGCCCCACGACCACGCUGUCCAUCGGGGGCGACUCCAUGCCGCCUGCGGGCGCCAGAAUCCCCGACGACCAGAGCCGCGAGACGCUGCUCCAAUUGAAGCCCUGGUCCGUGAGCGCGGACAUGCCCAGCCGUGCGCACGGGGCGCAGCAGCCCCAGGUUUCGAUGGACCACAGCGGCGGCGGCGAGUACACCAGCCAGGAUAACUCCAGCAAAGGGGUGAAGAGGAAGCGCACCGCGGGCGCGAACAGAGCAGGGGAGCAAGGGAGCUCGGAUGCGGACGAGGAUCGCGAGGUCGAGAAGGGCAUUGUGCUGUGCUGGGGCACUCUGAACAAGGGCAGGAGCACGGGCGAGUCGCCGGCCCCGGUGCAAUUUCCCAGCAAGCACGCCAGCGCGAUUGAGUCGCAGGUGCUAUUGGGCUUGAGACAGAACGACAAUUGCUCGGGGAGCUCCGAGGACUACUCGUACCAGUACGGAGCCGCCACUCAGGAUCACGGAACGCUGCUGCGCCUGGGGCAGACGGGCGCAGGAGAAUCGAACGCCAGCCAGAGGAGAUUUGCGCCCUCCAAGGCGCCCGGCGUCGCGGUCUCCGGAGGCGAGGGCGUGCACUUGGGCCUGGCCCCGGCAGGAGGCACUAGCUCUAGCGAGGCGCCCAGGUUCGAAACCACCAUGGACGGCGUCCCGGUGGUGGACGAGGGCUCCUCGUCGGCGCGGAUGUCGAAAACCGGAGGGGGCUUCAUGCCGGCCUUGCUCAUGGGCAGCCAAAUUCGGGUCAAUCCGUCGCCACUCAAUCACCAGCAGCAGCAGCAGCAGCAGCAGCACCAGAGAAUCUCGAGCUCGGAAAUUCCCAUCUUCCAGGAGGACCCCGGCGUGAGCGAGCAGGAGCUGUCGAUGAGCAUUCGCGCGUCCACCAGCGGGGGCACCACGUCUACGAGCGGGGCGUCGGGGCUGAGCGACCGCGCGAACAAAGUGUGCAAGUUCAGGGGGUGCAGCAAGGGCGCGCGGGGCGCCUCGGGCCUGUGCAUAGCGCACGGCGGAGGGAGGCGAUGCGAGAAGCAGGGGUGCAACAAGGGCGCCGAGGGCAGGACCGUGUACUGCAAAGCGCACGGCGGAGGCCGCAGGUGCCAAAGCCUCGGGUGCACGAAGAGCGCCGAGGGGAAGACGGAUUUCUGCAUCGGCCACGGCGGAGGCCGCAGGUGCAGCCACGAAGGGUGCGACAAGGCGGCCCGCGGGCGCUCGGGCCUGUGCAUCCGCCACGGCGGAGGAAAGCGGUGCACGCACGAGAAUUGCACCAAGAGCGCAGAGGGCUACUCGGGGCUGUGCAUUUCGCACGGGGGCGGGCGCAGGUGCCACUUCCCGGAAUGCUCCAAAGGCGCCCAGGGCAGCACCUUGUACUGCAAGGCGCACGGCGGAGGCAAGCGCUGCAUGAUCCAGGGAUGCAACAAGGGCGCCGAGGGCAGCACUCCGCUGUGCAAGGGCCACGGCGGCGGCAAGCGCUGUAUGCACGACGGGGGCGGCAUGUGCACCAAGAGCGUGCACGGCGGGACGAUGUACUGCGUGGCCCACGGCGGGGGCAAGCGCUGUCAGGUCGAAGGGUGCUCCAAGAGCGCGCGCGGCAGGACGGAUUUUUGCGUGCGCCACGGGGGCGGCAAGCGCUGCAAGGUCGAUCAAUGCGGCAAGAGCGCGCAGGGCAGCACCGAUUUUUGCAAGGCCCAUGGCGGCGGCAAGCGCUGCCAGUGGGGCGUCGAGGGCUCGGGAUUCGGCGAGCCCGGCAAGGAGGCCUGCGACAAGUUCGCCCGGGGCAAGACGGGGCUAUGCGCCGCGCACAGCGCCCAGGUGCAGGACCGCCGAGUGCACGGGGGCUCGGGGCUGGGGCCGGGGCUCACCCCCGGCCUCUUCCGAGGGCUCGUCUCGAGCUCGGGCCAGAGCCGCUGCUCGUCGCUCGGCGGUGGCGCCUCCUCGAGCUCCACCAGCGCCAUGUGCAACACCAGCGCCCGCGAGGAGCGCACCGUCCACGGCAACAGCAUGUACAGCGGCCUGAGCGGGCUCAAUUUCUCGUCCAUGUCGCGCGGCGCUGCCAGCAGCGGGUCCAACAUCUCGUCCGUGACCAAUGUGGGCCUGAGCGGCCCGAGCUCCACCGCUGCCGACGUGCAGCAGCUCCUGCACAGCCGAGCCGCCCAUGGCAGUGGCGCUAGCGCCGAUGCGACGCCGGCCCAGGGCUUCGGGCACUCUUCGCUCAUCCCGCCGCAAGUGCUCGUGCCUCUGUCCAUGCAGAAGAAGGAUAGCAACGCCAGCUUCUCCAGUCGGCACAUGCUCGGGCGCCCUCCCCGGCCGCCCAUUCAUCACAUGUCUGACGAUGCCGGAGUGUUCAACAUGGGUCCCUGCUCUCUGUCGCUCCCCGAGGGCCGAGUCUACGGAGGCGCUGUGCCCGAGGGCCGAGUGCACGGAGGCGAAGUGCAGGGCGGUGGCAAUGGUCUCGCUGUCCCCGAAGGAAGGGUUCACGGCGGUGGGCUCAUGGCUCUGCUCUCGCGCGACGUGAACGCCAGCCCGAGCGAUGGCAUGGACUCCGUUUCUCUGGGCAUGGCAACCUCGCAGUCGAUCGAUGUUAGAUGGGGUCACCAUUCUGGCCCUGCCGAUUACGGCUCCAGUGUUCUCAUGGACGAGCCUCACAGAAUGCCAGAGCGGCGAGUUGUCGGCGGUUCACUGGGUUCGGAUGUCGGCCAGUUCCUGGCAGCUCGGAUGAAUCUGAAUUUCAGCUGAGUGCAGUCGUUCGUUCGUAAACUAUCUAUUAUCGCCAUGGGUUUGACAGUGUGAGCCGGUGGAGCUUUAGAUCCAUUGAGCCUGCGACUCGGAAGGGGUUGGCUGAAUUCUUGUGGCGUCAGUGUCGGGCCAGUAUCUUGCUGCCAGUGGACCUCUGAUCUCGUUCCGCAUUCAUCUACAAAUCGUUACUAACUGAAUAGAUAGAUCUAGGGUAUUGGACGUACAUUCAUUGCUUUCAUGUAAUUAUCCACCUGCGUCAAGUUCCUACCCAUAGGCAGGACUCCAUUUAUUUAACCUUCGAUAUGUGGGUUUCAAAGAAGGAAGCCUUGGUCAUGUUUCGAGUAGUCAUUAGUGUGUACAAUCUUCUGGAGUUGUGAUUUGUGUUAUAGAUGGGGAGAUGAGGUCAAAGGCUUGUGGACUGCCUUCCAGGUUAUGCCACGAGCACCUCAUGAUUCUUCUUUCAUCAACCAUUCUUCCAUCUUGUAUUUACACUCCCUUCAUUAUUAAUACUAACGAGUCAAUGUUCAUUUUU